AUGAAGUAUUUGUCGGACAUGGAAACGGAUCAAACUUUGGUCAUGAAUUCUGGACACCCGUUAGGAAUGUAUCCGAGCUUUAAGAGCAGUCCUCGACUCAUAAUAUCAAACGGAAUGGUAAUUCCCAACUAUUCCAAGCGUGAAGACUAUGACCGUAUUGUCGAUGUACGCGGUCUACUGACGGCCGUCAAUGACGAUAUAGCCAGGCGUCCCGUAUCAAGUGCCGUGCUGUAUUUGCGGCCGGCGUUCAUAAACGUGUGUUUACUGAAUUCUCCUCAGCAAAAACAGACAUCAGGAUUGGGAGGCAUGAGUGGCGCUCAGGCAAAGGCGGCCACAAUUGCCGGAUGUAUUUCAGUGAUCGCUGAGGUGUGCGAAGAAGCACUCCUCAAAAGACAGGCUCAGGGAUGGCUCAACGAAAUCAUCUCUGAUUUGGAUCUUCUAAUCGAUAGAAUACGUGUCGCAAAGACCGAUAAAAUUGUCACAAGUAUUGGCUAUUUUGGGAAUAUCGUUGACUUAUGGGAACGACUUGUUGUCGAAUACGACAAAACACAGCAAGUCUUAGUAGAGUUAGGAUCGGAUCAGACCUCGUGUCACAACCCCUUCAAUGGAGGCUAUUAUCCGAGCGGAUUGACUGUGAAAGAGGCCCAGAAUAUGAUGAAAAGCGAUGCAAACAAAUUCAAACAACUUUGCCAACAAAGUCUCGUCCGACAAAUCAAUGCAAUCAAUCGGUUGUCACAAACGGGACUAUAUUUCUGGGAUUACGGCAACGCUUUCCUUUUGGAGGCUAGCUCUUCUUGUGAUCCCAAAGACCUGGAUAUUACUGACAACAUUGCUCUCAAUGUUCUCAAACAACUGGUAGAAAGGGAUGGCAUUCCAAAAGAAGUGAAGGAUAACUAUAUGGAUAAUAUUAAAUGGAUAUCAGAGGCAAAAGAGCACAAACUAGUGGUGGGAAGUCAGGCGAGGAUUCUAUACUCCGAUCAAAUCGGAAGAGUAAGCAUUGGUCUGGCGUUCAACGAAGCCAUCAAAAACAAAACUAUCAAAAGUCCAAUCAUUUUAUCGCGAGAUCAUCACGACGUGAGCGGCGCCGACAGUCCUUUCCGAGAGACCUCUAAUAUAUACGACGGCUCAGCCUUUACAGCCGAUAUGGCCGUCUCGACAGUUAUCGGCAAUUCGGGCAGAGGUUGCACUUGGGUUGCCCUCCACAAUGGCGGCGGGGUCGGUUUGGGUGAAGUCAUUAAUUGUGGCUUUGGCUUAGUUCUGGACGGCUCUCAAGAAUCACACGAUAAAGUGGUUAAUAUAUUGGGUUGGGAUGUGCUUACCUUGUUUAUCCACUACUUACCGCACUCAGCCGCGAGCACCAGACCGUUAGUUAACCGGAAACAGACCAUUCAAGACAUUAUGCUUCACAACAGCAAAGUUCGGGUCACACUUCCCAAUGAAGUGGACGACAAUGUUGUCAACCAUUUGUGA
Oppiella nova is the source of this 1470-nucleotide messenger RNA. The record is from the annotation of a GenBank genome assembly. Lineage: Eukaryota; Metazoa; Arthropoda; Arachnida; Sarcoptiformes; Oppiidae.